GACUUCAGACCCGGGCAAACUUGUCAUCAUCGCAGCAGCCGCGACUGGGCGAGCCGCUUCGACUUGCACUUAGGGGUUUAGUGGCUAUCAGUCCGCGCUUCCUUAUUACGUACUAUAACUCUCUCGACUACCAACUCGCCCCCGCCUUACCAUUCUUUUCUAUCUCUUUCCUAUCUCUAAGUUCUUGGCUUUUCUUUUUUAACCUUUAGCUUCUUUCUAUAAGACCCGAGGAUAGCCUUCAAGCCAAUACUCUAUUCCAGUAAUAAAUUGACCUCUAACCAAGAGGUAUUUCUCAAGAGACAAACAAGCAUUGUCUUUUAUCAUAUUUUUUCUUUCUUUUUUCGACUUCUACCUUAACAGUCAUGUCUCCUCACGCAGAUGCUCCGACUACCCGCUUGGGCAAUGGCUCGAAUGGCUCGACAGUCUCGUCUAGAUAUCAUUCGACUUCGACCAAGGCUGCAAUUCAGGCAGAGAAUCAAUACGCCGCCCACAACUACCAUCCGCUCCCUGUCGUCUUCGCUCGCGCGCAGGGUGCCGACGUUUGGGAUCCUGAAGGCAAGCACUACAUUGAUUUCCUCUCAGCAUAUAGCGCCGUGAAUCAAGGCCAUUGUCACCCAGAACUAGUGAAAGCUCUUACCGAACAGGCUGGAAGAUUGACCUUGAGCUCCAGGGCAUUUCACAAUGACGUGUUUCCCAAAUGGGCGGAAAAGGUGCAAGCCACGUUCGGGUACGACAUGGUCCUACCGAUGAACACGGGAGCGGAGGCUGUAGAAACGGCUAUCAAGAUUGCAAGAAAAUGGGCCUAUAAAGUCAAGGGUGUCCCCCAGGGCAAGGCAUUAGUGUUCGGGGCCGAGGAAAACUUCCAUGGCCGCACGAUGAUAGCCGUGAGUCUAUCCACCGAUCCAGAGUCAAAGGAUAACUACGGGCCAUAUGUGCCAAACAUCGGGGCCACAUCCCCCUCCACUGGUAAGCCUAUUCGGUACAACAACGUGGCCGACUUGGAGGAGUUGCUCGAGGCUCAUGGGCGUGAGACUGCUGCAUUCAUUGUCGAGCCUAUUCAGGGAGAGGCGGGAGUAGUAGUUCCCGAUGAGGAUUACUUGAGCAAAGUGCAUGCGCUCUGCAAGAAACAUAAUGUGCUCUUGAUCUGUGACGAGAUUCAGACGGGUAUCGGUCGCACAGGUCGGAUGCUGUGUUCUGAGUGGGCUGGCAUCAAGCCGGACAUGAUUACUUUGGGGAAAGCUAUCUCUGGUGGCAUGUAUCCCGUCAGUUGCGUCCUCGGUAGUAAAGAGAUCAUGCUUGUCGUCGAGCCUGGAACUCACGGCUCGACGUACGGCGGAAACCCAUUAGGCUGCGCUGUCUCUAUACGUGCUCUCGAGCUCAUGGAAGAGGAGCAGCUCACCCAAAAGGCUGAGAAGCUUGGUAAUGUCUUCCGCGACAGUUUAGCGUCGUUUAACUCGCCAGUUAUCAAGACCAUCCGUGGAAAGGGACUACUAAAUGCUGUCGUCAUCGACGAAUCGAAGGCCAAUGGCCAUUCAGCUUGGGACCUAUGUCUUCUUCUCAAGGAGAAGGGUGUUCUGGCUAAACCGACACAUGGGAACAUCAUCCGGUUCGCACCGCCGUUGGUUAUUUCGGAGGCGCAGCUUCAAAAGGCCAUAUCCAUUAUUGGCGAUGCGCUGCAGGAGCUACCAAAGAUGAAGAAACAUGAGGACGUCCACGUCGGACUGGAGAAUUAA
Molecule: messenger RNA, 1733 nt
Organism: Daldinia decipiens
Lineage: Eukaryota; Fungi; Ascomycota; Sordariomycetes; Xylariales; Hypoxylaceae
Product: ornithine aminotransferase
Exons: 3
Coding region: 363-1733 (456 amino acids)
Cellular component (GO): cytoplasm
Molecular function (GO): pyridoxal phosphate binding; identical protein binding; L-ornithine transaminase activity
Source: RefSeq, a predicted model, not a curated record